CGGGCAGUCGCUUCUUGCUUCCAGCACUCAUCUCAACUCUCAUCAUGGCUCGCCAGACUCGCUCCCGCCCCUCUGCGCCCUCUGCGAAGCCUUCGGCUUUUGCGCAAACGCGCCCCUCGAGCACCAUGGCCGCCCCCGCACCCAUGGCAGCGCCCAGCAACUCCGCAUUCCGCCCCAAGAGCGCGGCUGCCCCGCCCCCUCCUCCUGUGCAUGCCGCCUCCCCCACUCAUCACGCUGCCCCGCCGGCCCAGUCGCAGGCGCCUGGUAUCAUGAGCCAGAUCGCUGCCACGGCUGGUGGUGUCGCCCUCGGUCACGGCAUCAGCAACAUGCUCUUCGGCGGCUCCUCAUCCGCUCCCGCUGAGCAGCAGCAGGCUCCGGCACCCGCAGCGCCUGCCCAGCAGCAGUUCGGCUCUGGCGUCAAUUGCGAGGUUCAGGCUAAGGACUUCACCACCUGCCUCGAGAAGGCCGACCUCCCGUCGUGCACGUACUACCUCGAGCAGCUUAAGGCCUGCCAGGCUGCCGCUGCGCCGUACUAAGCGCUUCGUCUGCUCAGUUGGGGUAGUUGCAUAGUCUCGGUCAUGGACGUGGGGAUGCUGUAGUGGAUCUAGGCAGUGGUACACAUACUAAUUACAAGAUAGAGAAUCCAACCAUCUCUCAUCAAUGCGAUCCAUCCUUUCUGCUCGAUGUA
Molecule: messenger RNA, 688 nt
Organism: Schizophyllum commune H4-8
Lineage: Eukaryota; Fungi; Basidiomycota; Agaricomycetes; Agaricales; Schizophyllaceae
Exons: 3
Coding region: 45-536 (163 amino acids)
Biological process (GO): mitochondrion organization
Cellular component (GO): nucleus; mitochondrion
Source: RefSeq, a predicted model, not a curated record